GGCAAAAAAAAAAAAAAAUCGGGUGGGUUGAGGAAGGUAAAGUUGGGGGGCUCUGUUCUCUUGUUUUGCUUUCGUCUUAGUGGCGUUUAAGUCUCUGCACGGAAUUCGCUUCUCCUGGGGGGAAGAAGCUUACGUUGAUCAUUUUCUAGGGUUUUCUUCGGGAAGCACAUCUCCCUUCCUCCUCGUUGCUUCCCUUACAUGGUUUAAUUUCCGGAAAUGCUGAAAUAUCCAGGGUGAUGAGUUGAGGAACAAUAUGCCUUCAUCAGUGAUGUGCUUUCGCUUGGGUAACUGGGGUGUUAUCCAACGGUUAUAUCUGCCACGGCUUUUAGCUGACUACCAUAUUUGGCUUUCAUGAAACUAAAUGGUGCCGGAGGCCUCUUUAGCAAUGGACUCUUUUGAGACUGUUAGUUGGCUUAAAGGCUGUUUGGUUCAUCGGUUUUUGUUAUUUAUCAUCUGGUUGUCAAGCUUACAGGAUGUAGUUGCACCCCAUAAACUCCAUGAGCCUAGUAAUAUGUCCUCAACCUCUGAGUUGGCAAAUCCACCUGGGAUUGGACCAACUGAUCCUAUACAAGUAUCACCAUCAGUCAUCCCCCGAUAUACAUCACCUGCUGCACCUUGGCCACCACCUAUGUAUCCUACCUUUCCUAAUAUGUACGAACCAAAUUUAACUGGGAAAUGUCCUGCAAACUUUUCAGCAAUUUCAACCAUUUUGGACAGAACUGCUUCUGACUGUUCCCAGCCAUUUGCUGCGCUCGUGGGGAAUGUGGUCUGCUGUCCACAGUUUGCUAGUUUACUUCAUAUUUUCCUGGGGCAGCACAAUGUCAAAUCAGAUAAGUUGGUUCUGCCAGAUGCCGUUGCUGCAGAUUGUUUUUCAGAUGUCAUUAGGAUCCUGGUCAGCAGAAGAGCAAAUAUGAGUAUACCUUCACUUUGCUCUGUAACAUCAUCAAAUCUAACUGGAGGUUCUUGUCCAGUAAAAGACGUUAAGACCUUUGAGAAAUUAGUAAAUACCAGCAAAUUACUGGAUGCAUGUAGCACUGUUGAUCCUCUCAAGGAGUGUUGCAGGCCGGUUUGUCAACCUGCAAUAAUGGAAGCUGCACUUCAGAUUUCAGGAAACCAAAUGGCAUUUGGUGAUAGAAUUCCUGUAGGAGAGUCAAACAACGUCAAUGCCAUUAAUGAUUGCAAGAAUGUGGUGUAUUCAUACAUUUCCAGGAAGCUCCCGGCAGACACUGCAAAUUCUGCAUUUCGUAUAUUAUCUUCAUGCAAAGUCAAUAGGGCUUGCCCCUUGGAAAUUAAACAACCAACAGAAGUUAUUAACGCUUGCCGGAAUGUAGCUUCUCCAAGCCCUUCUUGCUGUAGCUCGUUGAAUGCAUACAUUUCUGGGAUACAAAACCAAAUGCUAAUAACAAACAAGCAGGCCAUAGUAUGUGCAACAGUUAUCGGCUCCAUGUUAAGGAAAGGUGGUGUCAUGACAAAUAUUUACGAGCUUUGUGAUGUUGAUCUGAAAGAUUUUAGUGUCCAAGCAGCAUACGGAAUGCAACAAGGGUGUCUUCUCAGGAGCUAUCCUGCAGACUUGAUAUUCGACAACACAACAGGCUACAGUUUUACAUGUGAUCUAACAGACAAUAUCGCUGCUCCAUGGCCAUCUUCUUCCUCAAUGUCUUCCUUGUCUCUCUGUGCUCCUGAGAUGUCCUUGCCUGCCUUGCCAACAUCUCAGACUCUUAAAAAUCAUGGGUAUUGCCAUCGUGCGGCGGGGACAUCGGUUACCAUCUUUUCGAUUUUCGUUCUUUGGUGUUUCGGUGUUAUGAGGGUUUGAAUAUGAUGAUGAGAUUUAGGGGUUGUUUUCAUGGUAAGAGGGCUUUUGAUCAUAUCACAUACCAUGCAGCUUUUUUUGUGUUGUAUAUUUUCAGAGUACGGUCUGGUCUCGUGUUUCAUGUAUAGCAUCUCCCUCUUUUUCUGUA
Messenger RNA from Tarenaya hassleriana, 1958 nucleotides. RefSeq lists its product as uncharacterized. Lineage: Eukaryota; Viridiplantae; Streptophyta; Magnoliopsida; Brassicales; Cleomaceae. Bases 362 to 1813 code for a protein of 483 amino acids. The transcript has 9 exons. The record is from RefSeq and is a predicted model, not a curated record. Gene Ontology annotation, cellular component: plasma membrane.